Molecule: messenger RNA, 763 nt
Organism: Sipha flava (yellow sugarcane aphid)
Lineage: Eukaryota; Metazoa; Arthropoda; Insecta; Hemiptera; Aphididae
Gene: eIF4EHP
Product: eukaryotic translation initiation factor 4E type 2
Exons: 5
Coding region: 81-731 (216 amino acids)
Biological process (GO): translational initiation
Cellular component (GO): cytoplasm; eukaryotic translation initiation factor 4F complex
Molecular function (GO): translation initiation factor activity; RNA 7-methylguanosine cap binding
Source: RefSeq, a predicted model, not a curated record
UGAAUAUUAAUAUAUUAUAGAACCAUAUUUGUAAAUAUUUGAAUAAACAUACCUUUUAUACUGCAUUUAACUAAAAUAUUAUGGCUAGUAAAUUCGAAGGAUCGAAAACAGUUAAUGAAGACGAGAACACCACAUCCAAAGAUAUGAUGAUAGCUGACAAAUUAGUAAAUAUACCAUUGUCAAUUCCGUCUGGAGAUCAUAAACUCCAACAUCAAUACUGGUUUUGGUUCAGCCGUCGAUUUCCUGGAAAACCAGGAAAUACUCCUAGUUAUGAUCAAAACCUUAAAUAUUUAGCAAGGUUUGGUUCAGUUGAACAAUUUUGGACAAUAUAUAGUCAUUUAGUAAGGCCAUGUGCUUUGUUAUCACACAGUGAAUUUCAUUUGUUUAAAGUUGGAAUCAAACCUAUGUGGGAGGAUGAAUCAAAUGCUAGGGGUGGAAAAUGGGUAUUACGAAUACGUAAAGGUCUAGCAUCUAGAUGUUGGGAGAAUCUCAUUUUAGCCAUGUUAGGUGAACAGUUUAUGGUUGGUGAUGAAAUUUGUGGUGCUGUGGUUUCAUUAAGAUUUCAAGAAGACAUUAUAUCAAUAUGGAACAAAACUUCAUACGAUCAAGGAGCAACUAACAGAAUAAGAGAUACACUUCGCAGAGUAUUAAAUUUGCCACCAAACACAAUUCUAGAAUAUAAAACACAUAAUGAAAGCAUCAAAUCAGUAUCUAGUGUUUAUAAGAUGUAAAUUAUAUUAAUUAAAAACAACUUAAAUUAUAU